Messenger RNA from Linnemannia hyalina, 1635 nucleotides. Lineage: Eukaryota; Fungi; Mortierellomycota; Mortierellomycetes; Mortierellales; Mortierellaceae. The record is from the annotation of a GenBank genome assembly.
AUGAGUUCACCAACAACAACGCCCUCGGGAGAGGCGAUCGUUACCGAGGAUAAUAGCCGGCUCUCGGCAUACAUUCCAGUCUCGACGCUAGCCAUGACUUUCGAGAACCCUUCCUCUACCAGCCUCACCCUCCCUGCAGACCUUGAAACCCCUCAUCAUCACCCUCAUCACCCUGCACGUCCUCGAUCCACAAGAGCGCCCUCGGUGAUUUCCGAGAAGCAGGAGCUUGACGAUACGCUUAGCAAUGCUACCCGCAGCAACGUCACUCACGUUGGUGAGGAUGAGUAUGAAGAGCACGACGGCAAGUCUGUCAAGAACGGUGGUAGAGGGUCCAAGAUCGAGAGUUCGGCUAUUACCCACAAAACGGAGGAGAACUUGGAGGAUGGUGUGCUCGACAACUCGGAUAAUGCAUCGAUCAUCGACGGUCGGAUAGUCAACUACCCAGAGGGUGGCUUCGGCUGGUUGGUCGUCCUUGCUUCGUUCGUUGUCAACUUUUGGGCAUUCGCACCCAAUAUCACCUUCGGUGUCUACCAAGCCUACUUCCUCCAAGACGGUACGUUUCCAGGUGCGUUGCCAACAGAUAUCUCGUGGGUUGGCAGUAUUGGAACUGCGGCCAUGUUUAUCCCCGGCCCAUUUGUCGCACCCUUGACUCGUCUCUUGGGCCUCAAGGCCGUCGUCGCCAUCGGUAUCCUCCUCUGUUCUCUCGGCUUGAUCCUUGCCAGUUUCUUCACCCAACUCUGGCACCUCUAUCUCACCCAGGGCUUCCUCUUUGGAGUCGGCGGUGGUCUGGUCUUCUUCUCCUCCAUCUCUGUCACGGCCCAGUACUUUGAGAAGCGUCGUGGGCUGGCCAACGGUAUUGCGGUUGCUGGCUCGGGUGUUGGUGGCCUUUCGUUGGCGCCCUUGACGAGAUACUUGAUUGCCCAGGUUGGCAUUCGUUGGUGCCAGAGGAUUAUUGGUUUUGCGGUCUUGGGGUGCAUGUCGGCCGUGUUUGCGUUUAUCCGUCCUCGAGUCCAGGUUGCUAAGAAGGGCCCUAUCUUUGAUAUGUCGAUCAUGCGUGUUCCAGGAUUCAUGUACCUCAUGGCCACCGCCUUUAUCGUUACCUUUGGUUACAUGGUCCCAGUCUUCUUGAUCCCAACAUACUCCAACGUCGAACUCGGUCAAACCCCCGCAACAUCCGCCAACCUCAUCUCAAUCUUUUCCGGCAUCAAUGCCGCUUCCCGCAUCAUCCUCGGCGUCGCCGCCGACAAGCUCGGCAGAACAAACACUCUCUUCACCUGCUGCUUCCUCGCCGGCGCAUCCUGUCUCGCCAUCUGGUCCGUCGCAUCCAACAUCGAGAUCCUUACGGGUUUCAUGGUCGUCUAUGGACUCUUUGGUGGUGGAUUCAUCUCAAUCUUUCCUGUUGUUGUUGCUCAGGUGGUUGGUAUUGAACGCCUCUCGGCGGCAUUGGGGAUCUUGUAUUUCGGUAACGUGGUCGGUAACCUUUUGGGGGCCCCCAUUGCGACGGCGAUUAUGCAUGCCCAGGGUGGGAAGUACAUUGGUGCGAUUAUCUUUGCGGGUAUGUCGCCUGUUAUUGCGGCCUUCUUUGUGUUGGUCAUUCGCUUCCGUAUCAACAAGAACAUCUUGGCUAUUGCUUAA